AAAGUUGUUUGUUUGUUCAGAUACUGAACAAUGAAUACUGAUUCACUUUGAUUUCUUUGUUUAGUCGAUUAUGGCUGGCGGCACAACGCUUGUUCAAGGAUUGGAAAUUAUGACAUAGCUACCAGCAAAAGCUUUAAAUUACCUUUCCGGUUACAAGCUCAAAAUCAGCUUCAUUCCCUUUUUUUUCUCCCACAUGUGAACUCUGUCUGUUUUGUAAUUUGUAGCUCACUCAAUCAGCCAUGGAAGUAGGGAGGAGUUCAGAAGUUUUUCAUCUGCAACACAGUGAAAGGAAACUUUCGUCUGCCAGAGAAACACACUCAAGGACUUCACUGAGAACAUUGAGAUCAAUUUCAACAAGCUUUACUACUAGUUUUGAUAGGCUUACGAGUUUUGGAAACAUAAAUUUUGAUGAAGAAGUUAGGAGUAAAGGUUUGGGAUACCUUAAAAGUAUUGUUGAUAAAAACCCAGUAUUUCUUCAUUUGUGGAAUGAAAUACUUGUCAUGUUGUGUGUGAUUGCUACUUCGUUGGAUCCUUUUUUCUGUUAUAUCCUGUUGGUUGAUGAAGACAAAAGAUGUGUUGGAUUUGACAAGAAGUUGAGGACAGUAGUUGUAAUUCUUCGCUCAAUCACAGACUUCCUCUACAUAAUUCUUAUUGUCUGUCAUUUUCAUUUUGGAUAUUCCUCAUUUUAUAAUGCAAAUCCUAAUGAUCCUGAAUGUGGUGUUUGCACAAGAGCAUGGAGAUUCCUUUUUUCCUAUUUCACAGUUGACGUUCUUUCAGUUCUUCCACUCCCCCAGGUGGUAGUUUUAGUUGCCAUUCCAAGCUUCAAAAGAUAUGGAUUUAUAUAUGCGGUGAGAUCGUUGAAAUAUAUUCUCAUCGUUCAAUAUUUGCCAAGGGUCUUCCGAAUCUACUCAUUCUUAAAGAAAGUUAGAUGGACCUCUAGCAUUCUCCCAGAAACUGCCGGGGCUAAAGCUGCGUUCAAUCUCUUCCUUUAUAUGCUUGCAAGCCAUGUUAUUGGAGCGUUUUGGUACUUAUUCACUAUAGAGAGAAAAACAACUUGCUGGGAAGAAAGAUAUCCACAUUGGCCUCUAAACUGCAAAUAUGUUGUAGGCAAUUUGAGUGCCGACAAUUUUUGCUCUCCGAAAGCUGAAAAUGCGGCCAAUUCUUUUGAUUUUGGGAUAUUCAAAGAAGCUCUUCCUAUUGUGGAAUCAAAAGAUUUCAUCAAGAAAACUUCUCUCUGUUAUUGGUGGGGUCUGCAGAAAUUGAGUUCUUUGGGUCAAGACCUCAAAACUAGUUACCAUUUGUGGGAAGUCUACUUUGCAGUCACCAUUACCGUUUCUGGCUUGGUAUUAUUUGCACUUCUUGUUGGAAAUUUGCAGACAUAUCUGCAGUCAACCAUAGCAAGGUUGGAGGAAAUGAGACUGAAGGGGCAAGAUAUUGAGUUGUGGAUGGCUUACCAUUCCCUCCCGCCAAAGUUGAAGAAAAAGAUUAAAAAGUAUGAACGUUACAAGUGGCGAGAAACCAAAGGCGUCGACGUCGAGCAGCUUCUUCAUAAUCUUCCGAGAGAUCUAAGAAGGGAUACCAAACGACAUCUGUGUUUGACGCCACUCUUAAGCGUUUCGAAGUUUCAAAACAUGGACGAUAAGCUUCUGAACGCCAUAUGUGAUUACCUAAAGCCAGUGCUGUACAUUGAGCGUAACUUAAUUGUUCAAGAAGGAGAGCCACUGGAUGAAAUAGUGUUCAUAAUUCGAGGCAAAGUAAUGAUCUAUUCAAAAAGAGAUAGUGAAGGUGCAGCUGGUUCCUCAGGGUCCAAAUGGCUUACCAAAGGUGACUUCUACGGAGAGGAUCUUCUAGAUUGGGCACUGCGAAAUCCUACUUCGACAACCGUCCCCAUAUCUACCAAAACCAUGCGGGCGCACUCAAAAGUCGAAGCGUUCGUCCUCAUGGCAAAUGAUUUAAAGACUGUGGUCACAAAAUUCUGGUGGCUUUUCAGUAGAAACUCUCCAAGUUUGAAAGCUAUAUGGGCACCAUGGGCGGCUUUAGCUUUGCAGUUAGCAUGGCGCCGAUAUCAUAAAAGCAAGAUGGAGAAGGAUAAGUGUAAGUCUCCGCUAGCUAUUGAGAGAAGGAAUGCUAUUCAGAAUUCAAAUGCUCCACUUCUUAACUCUACAUACCUUGUUCGUGCUCUUCGUGCUCUUAAGCUAAAGGCCAAAAAAGCACAAGCAGAAUCCAGCAGAGUCUGAGAAAUAAUUUAUGCUUAGCAUCAACUGAAAAUACAAUAAUGCUUUCUCGCGCUCAAGUAAUUCAAUAUGCUCACGUUCACCUUGGGUACAUGACGGCUGAAGCGGGGGAGGUGCUGGCGUUGCUGGAGGGUCGGCGUUUGGCUGAGGUGCACGGGCGUGCUGAUGUGUGGGUGGAGAUGGAUGCUGAAGGGUGUCGUGAAGAAGCUUUAUUCCUUGUCUUUUGCUUCAUCUCCUUUUGUGGUCAUGUAUGUUGAUCUUAUAAUAGGGUAUGAUUUUGUUCCUCUUCUUCGUUUACUUUACUUGGUCUGUUAGUUUUCCUAGGGUGUGCACGGUUUGGUCGGUUCGAUUUCGGACCGAACCAUGAACCGAAUCAAGGUGCUCGGUUUUUGGUGAAGUAGAACCGUUGAAAAGCGAUUUUAAUCGAUUUUGAUUCUUGAAUCAAACCAACCUGAUUCGGUUCAGAUUAGUUCGGUUCGGUUCUAGCUGAUGGUUCAGUUUUUUUAAUCCUUUUCCACUGCUGCCUUUGCCCUUCCAGUUAGUUUUUCCUAUUCCUCGUUGCUAAAAUCUGUUCAUCCAAAAUCUCGGCACCGGCGUGGAAGGAUGUGAUGAAGAAAUGUGAUUUUUUCAACUUUCAAAUUUCAAAACCGAACUAAUCUGUGAUUUUUUCAAACCAAAAAAUAACUGAGAUGGAAGAAAAUGAAAAUGGGACUCGGCGCCGGCGUCGAAGGAUGUGAUGGACGGUGGAGUGGAGCCGUGGAGGUAGACGAAGAGAUGCGAUGGCAUGACGGCUGACGAUUGAUGAGCGACUGACGUGCGUGGUGUGCGACUGCGACGGCUGGUCAAGUUUUAGUUUUUGGGAGUGGCCGACGACUGACGAGGACUUGGGGUUUUUUCAUGAUGUUGAAGAAGAAAGGAGAUUGGGUCGUGGGUGGGUGCGGCUGACGAUGACCGGGGGUUUUUUCAAAAAUAAUGUUUAAAUUUUUUUUUGGGAUUUCUACAUAAAAGAUGUUUAAGAAUCGAUCUAAAACGUAUGGAUCUUUAUUAGUGGUUAUUUACAAUCUCUUCCAUGCAUACUCUCUCUUCCAAGCAUAUUAUCUCCCUUACGCAUAUGUUGUCUCUCAAUAAUAUAUUUUAUAUAUUCUCUUUCUCAUAAUUGUCAUUUUUUCCUCUUCUCUCUCUUUUCUCCUUCCCCCUCCCUUUCUUUUCUCUUUCCGGCGA
This is a messenger RNA of Benincasa hispida (wax gourd), 3455 nucleotides long. NCBI's taxonomy places the organism in Eukaryota, Viridiplantae, Streptophyta, Magnoliopsida, Cucurbitales, Cucurbitaceae. The record is from RefSeq and is a predicted model, not a curated record.